GUUUUUGCUAUUUGAUCGCUAGGACCAAUCCAGAGUUAGUGUUUUGGCAGAGGUUUAAAGAGUAAAAGAAAACAAAAUCAGGUUGCAUAUGCAUACAGUCUACAAUCUAAUAAGUACAGAAUUAAGCGACAUAUAAUUUCAGGAUAAUAAUGGAAGGAAAAGUAGCUAUAGUUACAGGCAGCAGCUCGGGAAUUGGUGAAGCAAUCGCCAUACAUCUAGCGUCCUUGGGAUACCGUCUGACAGUCACCGGCAGAAAUGCGGAGAAUCUGCUAGAAGUAGUGAACAAAUGCAAAGAACAAGGCUUAGCAGAUAAAGAGAUUCUGUCGAUGACUGGUGACGUGAACGAUGUAGAAUUCGUGAAGAAGAUGGUGAAUGAUACAAACAAAUACUUCAGUAAGGUAGAUCUUCUGGUUAACAACGCCGGAGUUGCACGUCUUAAGGAGUUGUCUGAUACCACAGUAGAGGACUACGAUCUUAUCAUGUCAACCAAUCUCAGAUCGGCAUUUUUUGCAUCACAGGCAGCCUUACCGUUUCUCAAAGAAUCAAAAGGUAGUGUAGUGAACGUGUCAUCCUGUGGAAGCUUAACACCUAAUAAAUAUUGCGUUUACAAUGUCAAAAGCUGGCAUGGAUCAACUGACUUUGAACACAGCAAAAGCUUUUGCCGAAUAUGGAAUCAGAGUAAACUCUGUAAACCCUGGAGUUAUAAUCACAAAUUUAUAUGAUGCCGACGGUUUUAAUCACGGUCAGGUGACGGAUUUUGCAAAUGGGAUGCACAUACUUCAAAAACGACCAAUUAAAUUAGACGAAGUUACAGCAGCAGUUGCAUUUCUGGCCUCCGAACAUGCAGCAAUGAUUACUGGUUGCAUUUUGCCGAUAGAUGGCGGUCACCAUCUGGGAAACUAGUUGUCAUGUGAUAGGAUUGGCGAAAUUAACACAAUUUUAUCGAAGACAACAAAGGCCUAGUGUAUUUGACAUGUAGUAUCAAAAUGCAACACAAGCCAUCACAAACCAUGCACAAAGUAUUAUUAUUAUUAUUAAAGUAGUACCAUGGUAGUACUACUAGUUGGCUACCAGUCAAGAAGAGAAUCAACUUCAAAACAAGGAAUUGUGAGUUUUUGUGGUGCCAUUUCGACAUGGCUUUUAAUAUAAUUUUUUGUUGUGUGAAGCACAUAGGAGAUUUUAGUAUAAAUACACUAUAGGCCUAUAAGACAUCAUUUUAAUAUUACCAAUAAUAUUAUUUAAUUCUACUGAAAUUAAACUGUUGGUUUAUUCGGUGUGUAGGUAUGUUUAAAGGUAAAAUAUAUCUAAUAACAAUAGCUUGAAUUACAAAGUACAAUAAAUACUAAAUUUGGCUUCUUUUCGAGAUUAAUUUUGCAAACUAAAUUAAGUGGGGCUUCUUUUCAAAAUGAAUGCUGUAAAUUUUGGAAUUGCUACCAUACGAAAUUGUUCAUCUUUGGAAUUCGACAUUCUGUUUAAUACAGGGGAGUAGGCUGCGUGGGAUGUGGCCGCACCCCCCCCCCCCCAAAUUUUCAGGGCAGCAAGUAGAACCCAAUUAGGCAAUGGCCAACGAAAGUACACAUUAUAAACCUAUGAUAUGCCUAGUCGUAAAAUAAAAACUCGUUUUUUAUCCCAGUAAUUAGAAAUAAAUACAGUGUAUUCUUUUACUUACUUCGACGAAAACGUUGGUUUUAAUGAGAUAAAAAACGCUUAAUGAGAUAGAUUUUUGGAUAUUUAAAAACUUUGGGAAAUAUGAAAAAAGGGGUUUGGCUCAAACUUUGUCCUAGCAAAA
Molecule: messenger RNA, 1789 nt
Organism: Anneissia japonica
Lineage: Eukaryota; Metazoa; Echinodermata; Crinoidea; Comatulida; Comatulidae
Product: 11-beta-hydroxysteroid dehydrogenase-like 2
Exons: 9
Coding region: 150-722 (190 amino acids)
Source: RefSeq, a predicted model, not a curated record